Molecule: messenger RNA, 3092 nt
Organism: Aethina tumida (small hive beetle)
Lineage: Eukaryota; Metazoa; Arthropoda; Insecta; Coleoptera; Nitidulidae
Gene: Vps50
Product: syndetin
Exons: 12
Coding region: 66-2891 (941 amino acids)
Biological process (GO): retrograde transport, endosome to Golgi; endocytic recycling
Cellular component (GO): EARP complex
Molecular function (GO): SNARE binding
Source: RefSeq, a predicted model, not a curated record
GUCAAACCCCACAACAAUGUUUUUAUAAAUAUUUACAUUAAAUAUUCACUCGAUAUAUUUGAAAAAUGGACGAACUAAAGCAAAAAAUCCUAGGCCUGUUGAAUAAACAACCUGCCAAAAUUCCAUCGAUGGGCUUUAACGAUGCGAACUAUCAUUUUCCGCAAGUUCCUACGUUGAGUAUCAACAGCAAAACGGUACAAGACAUCGACAGACCUGCAGAUCAGGAUAUUUUAGAGAGCAUUGAAGCUGCCUACUUUUCCAUGAACCAAGACUUUGAUAUCUGCAGAUUUGAACUUACUAAACUACCAGAAGUUUUAGAUUGUGACCAAAUCCAAAGGGACUUUAAGAAUUUAAAGAUCCAGCAUCAGGUGGUUUCAAAAAAAGUGUUACAGUUGAUUUUGGAACACCAGAAUGGUUGCAAUGGGGAGUUUGAAAAGAUCUUGGAGAUUUUAGGUCAAGUACAUGAGACUUUGGAACUGUGUAGGAGCAGUAGGAAAGAACUGAGUGUUGCAGGGAAACAAUUUUCUGCGAGUUUGAGCAUUUUAGCUAAUUAUCGCAAACGUAAACUCGCCCAAAACCUACUCAACAAUCUCACAAUGAUCAAAACAUUGUACAGUUUUGAUAAGAGAUGUCAGGAGUUGUUGAGAAAUGAGGAUUAUGGAGGUGCUAUUUUAGAAUUAAAAAAGUGCCAGAAAACGGCCAUUAAAUACAGACAUUUCAGUUGUGUUGCUUCUUUGACUUAUAAACUGCAAGAAACGUUAGAAAAUACAGACACACAACUUGAUAGAGUCCUUUCACAAAUGUGUUUUCAUUUCGACGGCGAACGGUACGGUAAAUUAAGAAAAGCGUAUAAUUUGUUGGACAAAUCGGAUGUUUCUAUGAUCGAUAAUUUGCACGUACAUUAUAUUACUGCGAUAUAUAACUCUUCCUUUAACGUCGUCCAUUCGUACGUUACUUCCACAGAUGUACUGGAUAAUUCUGAAAAUUCGGGAAAGAAUCCUUAUAAAAUUCUAUGUCAAUCCGUGGGACAAGACGUUUUCAUACCGUGUUUAAUACACUUGUGCAAAGUAUUAUUCAAAAUAGUAUUGAGUUAUUAUCAGUUAGUAAAAUAUUGCAACAGUGAAAUGGAAAGUGGAGGUCUGGAAAAUGUGGAAAACGGCCAGAAAAAACAAAAACUGGAUCAUUAUUUGAUAAAAAUCUGGGACGACGUGCAAAGAAAAGUUUCCAGUUUGCUUUUAAAUGCCGAUUUGGCCACGUACAAGUUUGAUCAAUUCGUGCAAGUUUUACGCGUCGUUCAUCGUUUGAUUCAAGUGGGCGAGGAAUUUUGCGGAAGCAAAUCGGAAGAUUUACAGGAAUCGAUCCGGAAACAAAGCGUCAACUACUUUAAAAACUAUCACAGCCAACGGAUGGACGAGUUAAAGAUAUUUUUGGAGAAUGAAAUGUGGGAGAUUUGUCCUGUAAAACCCACAUUUGAUGUCCUGCAACUGCAAGAGUUUAAAUCGGUUAGAAACUCGUUAAGAAAUUACAAAUUAAACCCGUUAAAUUCGGGCGUUUAUUCAACGAAUUCGACGGAGUGUUCGAGUUCUCAUUCCCAGGACGGAAGCAGCAUAACGGGCAAUUAUUUUAUGAGAUUCGCAGAACACGGAACGCCUUUCGACAUGAAUUUAGACGAAACGAUCAUCGAAGAGGACAUCUUAGCUUCCGAUAACAAUUCCGGUUAUUUCACGGACGAAUCCGAUGAGGAAAACGAAGAGUUGAAACGGGAUUACGUUGAUGAAUACGACGAGAAUGUUGCUAUUAAAAAACGAGAGAAACAUAGCAAUAAAAGUCCCAUUUUGACGAACACAACUCUGACGGUUUUAAGGCAAAUGGGAAAAUACAUACAGAUGUCCAGACUGUUGAAAUCUAUUGCUUAUCAGAUUAUUACGUGUAUGAAUCAGUUGUUUGACUAUUAUUUGUACUCUGUACAUUUGUUUUUCGCCUCAGAUCUGCCCGUGGCGAGUAAUUCACUGUACUCUCAAGAAUUGACAAUAACAUUGAAAAAAAUAAGUGAUAAUUUGAUAAUGGAAAAUGUGGAAGAAAAUGAAGAAAAUUUGGAGGAGCAAGGUAAAGUUUACAAGCCUGUUUUGUCUCCAAUGGUGGAUUUAAAUAGCGGCGAAAAAUUGUACGGUUUGGCCGAGCGAAUUGUGGCCGUCGAAAGUUUGGUUUUUCUCUCCAAACAAUACGAAUUUUUACAGGAGUAUUUGGAAUACCUGGUGCCACAGACCAACAAGAUAAUGCUGCAACAGUUCUUUACUCAGAACAUUUCGUCGGCAAGAGAUACGAGGAUUCCGAUUUACAUGACAGUGGUAGCACGAACGUUCGAUCUUCGCCAAAUUCUCGUUUCGAUGUCGAAAAUAAAUUGGGAAGUCAAAGAUGUGAUGUCGCAGCACAAUUCGUACGUCGACAUGAUUUUACGCACCGUUCAAAUAUUCACGUUACGUUUGGAGGAGGUGGUGGCGAAGGUUCCCGUUAACGCCGAAGUGUCGCGCACCUUGUGGGAGAAUAUCGCUCACAUAAUCACGCACACUUUGGUUCAGGGAUUUUCUGAGGCGAAAAAGUGCUCGAACGGAGGAAGGGCGUUGAUGCAAUUGGAUUUCACUCAGUUCUUGAGCAAGUUUGAGAAGAUUUCGUCGUUGAGACCGGUACCGCACAAAGAGUACGUCGAAAAUUACGUGAAGGCCUUUUAUUUACCCGAAGUUGAACUGGAACAAUGGAUUAGAGAACAUAAAGAGUAUUCUUCGAAGCAUCUGUUUGGUUUGGUCAGUUGUGCGUGUCAGAAUAAUAAGAAAACGAAGCAGAGAUUGUUACAAGUCGUUGAAGAAAUGGAAAAGCAACCGCAAAACAGAUAACGUUUGCAGACAAUCUGUUAGAUCUGCUCUUUCUGUUGUGAUAACAAUUCUUAAGGAUUCUUCUUCUACACUUAAAUCUCACCUUUUAUGUUUAAACGUAAUUAAUUUAUAAUUGUCCGAUCUUUAAUGGUUUAUUGAUAUAGUCUAUUUGUAAUAAUAAUGUUGUUAAAAAAUAAUAAUCUACUUGUUUUAUUCUUCCAA